Messenger RNA from Anisakis simplex (herring worm), 246 nucleotides. The record is from the annotation of a GenBank genome assembly. Lineage: Eukaryota; Metazoa; Nematoda; Chromadorea; Rhabditida; Anisakidae.
AUGGAACUUGACAUUGAGUCAGCCCCAUGGGCUGGUGGUUGGGAAGGGUCAUCUGCAGCUGGAUGGAGCAGUUCUCCGAAAGGAAGUUUUGGCGGUUCGUCAGGGAGUGGCUGGGAAGUAAGAAUUCUCAGGAAACAAACACAUCACCGCGGCAAUCAACCCAGUUCAUCAUUGAAUCGUGACAUUGUUAUGGAUACAGCUUCACCACUUCAGAUUGCUCAAUUCGAUGAGAAUAUUCAACGAAAG